Messenger RNA from Lycium barbarum (goji berry), 2382 nucleotides. RefSeq lists its product as uncharacterized. The transcript has 2 exons. The record is from RefSeq and is a predicted model, not a curated record. Lineage: Eukaryota; Viridiplantae; Streptophyta; Magnoliopsida; Solanales; Solanaceae. Bases 1210 to 2265 code for a protein of 351 amino acids.
CCCUUCCCUCCUCUUCUCCUCCCCUUUCACCUUCCCAGGUCGUGCAUGGCCAUAUAGGGAAGGGCAAUUAAUAUUUGUACCCCCCCCCCCAGCCAGAUUCAACCGUGAAGCAGGUCAUUUUUUUGUUGUUUUCUUCUUUUUUCUCUGCUCGCAUUCUGAAGGUUUUUAAUGGAUUUCGUCCAUUUGCAACUUGAAAUCGUUUCUUUAUCAUCCUUUUUCAUAUUUCGGGUACAAGAUUUUUAAUGGUGGUUGUCUUCUUCUGCAAGGUUUCAUAUCGACAACAGAAUGGUUUUGAACGGGUGUCGACCUAGAAUCCCGCCCAAAAAUUCAAACCCAAGAAAAAACCCUAGUUACCUCCUAUAAAUAGUGGCUUAUGAACUGGUUCGAGAUAGGUUUUUAGCCGCAAGAACUCCCCGAAAAUAUAAGUCUUUUGGUCGCAGAAAUUUCCUAGAAAUUAAAGUUCUGGAAUCUUAAAAUACCCUUUAAAGAUACUAGUUUUAAUUUUUAGUUGAUAUCGUCUCAAAAAGAAACAACAACAAAAAAUACUAAAUCUGUUCUGUUUUCUGCCUUGAGUAUUUGUUCUGAUCCGAGUGGAUACGAACUCGGAGAAUUCGAAGUGUUUCGAGGUAUAUCGGAAGCUCGAGCCUCACUUCGCUGCACCCGAAGAAGGUAGUCAUGAGUCAACACAACAUUUACCCGAGGUUUAGCAUGGUUUUGAGUGUUCCUCCUCAAUUGAAAGCAUGGUGGAUUGAUUUGAGGGAAUACGGACAGCGUAUGGUACGUGGAGCGUUGGGGCACUUACUGUCUUUGAUGGAUAUCCAACCCUGUAGAGACAUCAUCGAGGCAGCAACUGUGUUUUGGGAUGAGAAAAGGGUCGUGUUUAGAUUUGGCAACAUUGAGAUGACUCCAUUGUUAGAAGAAAUAGGAGGCUAUGUAGAAAAUGCUGUUUUAUUACAUAAGAAGAAAAAAUGGCAAAACUGUUGCAUGAUUAUUCCAAAGGAACCUUUACCAAAAGAAUUUGUUGACAGCCUCAGGUUUAGAAAGGGUAAAGGCGUAGAGUGUUUACAAGGGUCUAUGAUACCAUUUGAGUAUUUGUAUCAUAGAUUUGGUUAUCAACAAAGUUUCACCAGUCAUCAAGACGAAUUUUUCUCAUAUGACUCUUGGAAACAAAAAUGAUGCUUCGCUUUUGCAGUAUGUUUUUUGGGAACCAUGGUAUUCUCUAAAGGAACAACAAGAGAUAUUCACACUCGUCUCAUUACUGUGACUGAAGCUCUAUUUGGUGGCAUUUACGGGAAAUACUACACUGUGGUCCCUAUGGUCGUGGCAGAUAUCUAUCGAGCGUUAGGACGUUGCAAGCACGGGUACAAGCAUUUUGAGGGAUGCAACUUGCUUCUACAGAUUUGGUUGAUGGAACAUCUUCAAAAGGUCGACAGAGGUCUAGCAUUCCGAAAGCCGUCGGGUAAAAAUCGCAUUUUGGGACAUGUUCCAGGCGCUAUCUUGACGAGUAGAUCCUUUGAAAAGCCAAAUUGUGUAGAAGGGUGGGUAGGACUUCUCAGCUGUUUGAACGAUGAUUCAAUUCAAUGGAUGUUCAGUUGGUUUCCAUCCGAGGGUUUGGUGUUUCGUAUGAAGAUCGUGCCAUUUUUAGUUUUGAUGGGACUUUGGGGCUUGCAACCUUACGCCCCACUGAGAGUUUUAAGGCAAUCUGGAAGAAAGCAAAACAUACCUUUAGUGGCAGAUAUGGAUCAUUAUCGAGCCGACUACAAAGAGGGAAAAAUUCCUUUCGCAAAAGAAGUUCUAAGCAUGUGGAAAUCGAGAGAAGCCAUGAAAGCAGAUUCGAUUGAGCCAAAUAGAUACCAAGCUGGAUGUGAGGAUAACUAUUUGGAGUGGCUGACCGCUACCUUGGAAGGAUCAAUCGAACCUAGCGUUAGUCUGAGAAGACGAAUUAAGGAUGGGGAAGCAGAAGCAUACAUCUUACUCCGACAACUGCGUAAGAAAAGUCUUGUCUCUGAAGCCGAGCACCGUGCACAACUUGAAGAAAAGGAAAGGGAGGCAGAGAAAUGGAAGCAGCAGGCACUUAGUUACGAGCAAAGCAUGCAAGAAUUGGAAACACUUCUAGCUGAGCAAGGAGACACUUGCAUCAAAGAAGGCAUCAAAAUGGGAGGAGUGCUAGCUAUGUCAUACCUUGCCCAGAAUCGCCGAAAGAUCGAUCAAUCAAUCCAGGCAACCAAGAGGCUCAAGAGCGACAAAGGGCCUUCCUCAUUUUAAUUAGCUUAUGAAAGUCAAGUAGUAAUUGUAAUAAUUUCUUUUGCAUCGGGAUUUUAAAUUUUUAAACAUUGUAUGUUUUGGGGCCUUCAAUUAAUAGCACAUUGGGAUGACAUAUAA